Messenger RNA from Hippopotamus amphibius kiboko, 945 nucleotides. Its product is annotated as olfactory receptor 1009. The record is from RefSeq and is a predicted model, not a curated record. Bases 1 to 945 code for a protein of 314 amino acids. Gene Ontology annotation, cellular component: membrane. Lineage: Eukaryota; Metazoa; Chordata; Mammalia; Artiodactyla; Hippopotamidae. Gene Ontology annotation, biological process: sensory perception of smell; G protein-coupled receptor signaling pathway. Gene Ontology annotation, molecular function: olfactory receptor activity; G protein-coupled receptor activity; odorant binding. The transcript has a single exon.
AUGGCUGCUGAAAACUAUACAAGGAUCACGGAGUUUAUUUUCAUAGGCUUAAAAUACCAUCCUCGGAUGCAGGUCUUCCUUUUCUUGCUCUUCCUACUCUUUUACCUGGUUACUAUGACAGGAAACUUGGGCAUGAUUAUUCUCAUCCAGAUGGAUUCCCGCCUCCACACACCCAUGUACUUUUUUCUCAGUCACCUGUCCUUUGUGGACGUCUGCUUUUCGUCCGUGGUGGGCCCCAAAAUGCUCAGAGACUUCUUCACUGAAAGGAAAGCCAUCUCCUUCCUGGGAUGUGCCUUGCAGCUGUGGUUCUCUGGGUUCCUUGCGGCCAUUGAGUGCCUUCUCCUGGCGUCCAUGGCUUAUGACCGCUACGUGGCCAUCUGUAACCCGUUACUGUAUUCAGUUGCCAUGUCGCAGAGACUCUGCAUACAGCUGGUGGUUGGACCCUACACUGUUGGGUUUCUGAACACCAUGACCCACACAACAGCUGCUUUCCGACUUCCCUUUUGUCGGUCCAACAUUAUCAAUCAUUUCUUUUGUGACAUGUCUCCGCUUCUUUCUCUGGUAUGUGCUGAUAUUUGGAUCAAUAAAUUAUUAGUUUUCAUCGUGGCUGGAGCUGUACUAGUUGUCAGUAGCCUGACUAUAUUAAUCUCCUAUUUUUACAUCUUCAUUGCCAUCUUGAGGAUCCGCUCGGCUGAUGGGAGGCACAAAGCCUUUUCCACGUGCUCUUCCCAUCUCACAGCUGUUGCCAUCUUGUAUGGGACUCUCUUCUUUAUUUACGUGAGGCCAGGCGCAAUUUUUUCUCUGGACCUCAAUAAAGUGGUGUCAGUGUUCUACACAGCAGUGAUCCCCAUGUUGAAUCCUCUCAUUUACAGCUUGAGAAAUAAAGAAGUGAAAGCUGCCGUGUGUAGGACCAUCACUAGGAGGAAGCUUUGCAUCAGAAGUUAA